UUUUUUUUGUCGGACGAGGGGGGGGUGUAACCCUGACUCGGGCCGGCUGCAGCACACCGGAACUGCGCGAUGGAAAGUGCCAGCGCUGUGUAGGUCCAGUCAGACGGUUUUCGGAGGGACAGCAGCCUUCGCCGCCGGGCCGCUGCGAUGGGACUCCCCACGCUGGAGUUCAGCGACUCCUUCCUGGACAGCCCGGACUUCCGAGAGCGCCUCAAGUGUCACGAGGUCGAGCUGGAGCGGACCAACAAGUUCAUCAAGGAGCUCAUCAAGGACGGCAACAUGCUCAUCGCCGCGCUAAAGAAUCUUUCUGCUGCCGUCCAGAAGUUCUCCCAGUCCUUGCAGGAGUUCCAGUUUGAGUGCAUAGGUGAUGCCGAGACGGAUGACGAAGUGAACAUUGCACAGUCAUUCAAAGAGUUCUCCCAGCUGCUGAGCACGGUCGAAGAAGAAAGAAGACGCCUGAUCCAGAAUGCCGAUGAUGUUUUGAUUACGCCCUUGGAAAAAUUCCGGAAGGAGCAAAUCGGCGUCGCAAAGGAGGGGAAGAAGAAAUUCGAUAAGGAAACAGAGAAAUACUACUCCACCCUCGAGAGGCACCUGAGCCUGUCAUCCAAAAAGAAGGAGGCGUAUCUGCAGGAGGCCGACGCACAGAUUGACAAGGAGAGGCAGCUCUUUUAUGACGCGUCCCUCGAGUAUGUUUUCAAGAUACAAGAAGUGCAAGAGAAGAAGAAAUUCGAGUUUGUUGAGCCGCUCCUGGCCUUCCUUCAGGGUUUGUUCACGUUCUACCAUGAAGGAUAUGAGCUGGCUCACGAGUUUGAGCCCUACAAACAGCAGCUGCAGUUCAACCUACAGAACACACGGAACAACUUUGUGAGCACCAAGCAGGAAGUGGAGAAGCUGAUGAGGAGGAUAAGGUCUGCGGAUCAGGACUAUAAGCCCCCAGGCCAGUGGACGAUGGAGGGCUUCCUGUACGUCCAGGAGAAACGUCCUCUGGGAUGCACUUGGACACGUCACUACUGCACAUACGAGAAAGGAAGCAAGACCUUUACCAUGAGCAACACUGAAAAUAAGUCGGCUGGGAAACAGAACGGUCUUGUCCUGAACCAGCCAGAGAUGUUCAAGCUCAGGUCCUGCAUUCGGAGGAAAACGGACUCCAUCGACAAGCGUUUCUGCUUUGACCUGGAGGUGGUGGAGAGAAAUGACAUCUGUCGUGGAACUCUUUUCAGACCGCUUCAGUUUUUCUGUAAAGUCCGGCAUGGCGUUAUGACACUGCAGGCCCUGUCGGAGUCCAACAGAAGACUGUGGCUGGAGGCCAUGGAUGGCAAGGAGCCGAUCUACAACCUGCCGGCCAUAUUGAGCAAAAAGGAAGAGACGUUUCUUAAUGAGGCGGGAUUUAACUUCGUACGGAAAUGCAUCGGCCUGGUGGAGACGAGAGGCAUAAAUACGCUGGGACUGUACAGAAUUGGAGGGGUCAACUCCAAAGUGCAGAGGCUGAUGACCACAGUCUUUUCCUCCAAGGCACCUGUGGAUAUGGACCUGGACCCCGAGACGUGGGACAACAAAACCAUCACCAGUGGUCUGAAGAAUUACCUCAGGUGUCUCUCUGAGCCUCUAAUGACCUUCAAGCUCCACAAGGAUUUUAUCAUGGCCGUCAAGUCCGAUGACCAGAACUACCGGGUGUGUGCUGUCCAUGCCUUGGUUCACAAGCUGCCUGAGAGGAACAAGGAAAUGCUGGAGCUUCUAAUAAAUCACCUUGUCAUUGUUUCCGCACAAAGCCACUGCAAUCUGAUGACCGUGUCCAACCUGGGUGUCAUCUUUGGGCCCACCCUGAUGCGGUCCCAAGAGGAGACUGUGGCCGCAAUGAUGAACAUCAAGUUCCAGAAUAUCGUGAUGGAAAUACUUAUUGAGAACUGCACCAAGAUCUUCCAUCAGCCUCCGGACCCCAAUGUGCCUCUGCCACAACCCCAGAGCCAGCCCGGCUCUCGCAGGAGCAGGGCCAUCUGUCUGGCCACGGGGCCCCGGAAGCCCCGCAGCCUUUACACCCCGACACUGUGCCUGGCAGAUGCAGAAAGUCCCUGCAUAGGUGACACUUUCAGCAGCAGUCCAGGCAGCACCCCCAUGGGCAGCAUGGAGUCUUUGUCCUCCCACUCCUCUGAGCAAAAUACCUCCUCCAAAUCCGCCUGCCACGCUCAGGUCAAGGAGAAGUCGCUCCUGGACCUCCGCCGAACGCCGUCACAGCUCUCCAAUGACCCCAGGAGCACCGUGUGUGUCAGCAGCCCCGAGUCCAGCUCCCGGGAGGACACAGGUCGUACAGAUGGAGAGUCAGAGGAUGCUCUCAGCCAGUCCUCUGUAAGCACGGCACCCAUGCUGUCGCCUGCGCCCAAAAAAGCCCCGCACUUCCGCGCUGACCUCAGGCCAGCACCGCUGAACCGUUCUCCUGCUCCCUCUCUGAAAUCACUGCAUAUAUCUGAAGGCCACGGGAGCUGUUCUGGAUCUGUCCACAGUCUGUCAACAGUGGAGCCCAGAGAGAGUUUCAAGCCAACUGAGCACCCAGACCUGCCACCGAAACAAGUGAUCCGCCGCAAGUUGGACACCUCAGUCAGCAACGGCUACCAAAGACCUGGCUCAGUGGUUGCUGCCAGAGCACUGCUUUUUGAAAACGCCUCCUCGCCGCUGGCUGGUGUAGUCGGAAGGGAUGCCAAGGCGAUGUACUCCUGCGAGGCGGAGCACAGCCACGAGCUCAGCUUCCCCCAGGGGGCGCACUUCUCAAACGUCUACCCCUCUGUUGAACCAGGCUGGCUCCAAGCAACGUACGAGGGGAAAACCGGUUUAAUCCCUGAGAAUUACGUCGUCUUCCUCUAACAGGUGGUGAACAUUGCAUCUUUUUCAUGGUAUCCAUGGAGAAAAAAAGAAAAGAAAAACACAGAUGUAGUUGGUCGUUGUAAUGGUCAUGUUAUUGCUGGUAACCAACAUUUAUGCAUUUUAUGCAUUCUUGCUUUAACAGCAAUAGAAGUUCAAAGUCCCAAUAUUUACCUCCCUUUCGACUUCAUUGGGAAAUGUUUAAAAGUUAAUAGAGAAAUAGGUGUGACAUUAUUGCUAAUUGUAAAUGUGAGUACGUAAUGACCCAUCGACUGCACUGAUGUUGUUGUUUUUUUAACCUGCAGAAUCACAAAACAAUCACAUGCAUUUACACAAGUUUUAUUCUCAGAAAUAGGUCAGCUUUUAACUUUCCAUGAUAUCAGCACAACAAUUUCAGCAAGUGGAAAUCUGUUUCAUAAACAUUUUUGUAUUGACUGUAAUUGAACAAACUGUGAUUAUUUUUUAAAGGAGUAAAGGAUACUAAUCUAAUCUAUUAGUAAAAGGCAUGAUGGGUUUGCACCUUAACUUCCAUGUUUAUGGCCUGCGACCGUUGUUCAACCACUGAACCUGCUCACUGCUGCAGUGCACUUUCUGGCUAGCUACACAGUACUGUACUGUACAUUCAUUUUCAUACGUCCCCCUGUAGUUGCUAAUCAAAAAUAUUUACUUCAUGUAACUUUUUUAUUACCAUAAAUUAUCACACCAAAUAUAUGCCUUAUGUAAAAAUGUGUUACGUCACGAAUGCUAUGUUCAUGGGGUGGAACCUUCACCUCUAAGGCUUGUUGUGGUACUGUACUCACUGGUACACUGGUGUACUAGUUAUGACAACUAAACAGACAUUAGAUGGUAUUAUGUUCAAAGAUGCCAUUUAAUAUUACAUUUUCUGUUACUGUCAAAACAUUUCCAAACUAGGUCAAUAAUAAAUUCCAAAAGUGAUAAUGCUCACCUUUGAAAGUUUCAAAGAUAAUGAUAAUUAAUCACUCGUUCUUCAGUUAUUAGAAACUGAAAAAUUACUCCAAAAAUAGACGUUCUCUGGAGUCCAAAAAAAUGUAUUCAGGGAAGGAAUUUGAGAUUUCGCACUUGCCAAGAUCAUGAUGUUCUUUUCCAUUUACAUCUUUAAGAAUGUGAAGUGACCUUGAACAAUGAUGCUGGAAUAAUACUCCCUUACAGCCUGAAUGUAGAGGGGUAUAUGACGGAAAUGACAUCCAUUUCCUCAACAUGUAAUCAUUUGGCAUUAUUUUUAUAUUACAAGCUUGUUUCCUUGUCUUGACAGUGCACGACCAUGUCUAUUAAUAAAUAGCGUGGUUUAUUAGACCCGUUGGUCCAAAUUAUUUGUCAAAGUUAGUGGGAAGAAGAGAAAGACCUCUUCAAUAUAUUAAGUGUUGGAGGGUCUCUCUGUGUUCCUACUUUUAAACAAAGUCAUGUUUUUUUACGUUUAAAAAAAAAAGUAGGAUUAGACUGACAAGUAUUAUAUAUGUGCCCUGCUAUCCAUAUUAAAAUGUGUUUUAUUGCGCAGUUUUAUUAGCUUUGUCAAAGCAGUUGUAUUUUUGGUCCCAGCCGUCGCGUGUGUUUGAUAGAGACGUCGAAAAAUGCAUUAACUAACUUUUAAUGGGACAAAUGUGAUAAGUUGAUAUACAAAUCUGAAUGUUGCAUGAACUACUGCACUCACUUGAAAUAAAUCUGUCACGCGCA
Scophthalmus maximus (turbot) is the source of this 4545-nucleotide messenger RNA. RefSeq names its product rho GTPase-activating protein 42 (gene arhgap42b). Gene Ontology annotation, molecular function: protein binding; GTPase activator activity. Gene Ontology annotation, biological process: signal transduction. The coding region runs from base 148 to 2856 and encodes 902 amino acids. The record is from RefSeq and is a predicted model, not a curated record. Gene Ontology annotation, cellular component: cytoplasm. The transcript is spliced from 25 exons. Lineage: Eukaryota; Metazoa; Chordata; Actinopteri; Pleuronectiformes; Scophthalmidae.